AUGUCGCCGGAUUUGCUUGCACCUCCUCCACCGUUGCCACCACCGAUACAGGGAUAUGCCUUUAAACCCCCUCCUCGACCAGAUUUUGGCACUUCUGGGAGAACAAUCAAACUGCAGGCCAACUUCUUCGAAAUGGACAUUCCUAAAAUAGAUAUCUACCAUUACGAGUUGGAUAUAAAGCCAGAAAAAUGCCCUAGAAGAGUUAACAGAGAAAUAGUGGAGCAUAUGGUUCAGCACUUUAAAACCCAGAUUUUUGGGGAUCGCAAACCAGUGUUUGAUGGAAGAAAAAACCUUUAUACAGCUAUGCCGCUUCCUAUUGGGAGAGAUAAA
Apaloderma vittatum (bar-tailed trogon) is the source of this 330-nucleotide messenger RNA. Its product is annotated as protein argonaute-2-like. Gene Ontology annotation, molecular function: protein binding. The annotation marks the transcript as partial. The record is from RefSeq and is a predicted model, not a curated record. The transcript has 3 exons. Lineage: Eukaryota; Metazoa; Chordata; Aves; Trogoniformes; Trogonidae.